Molecule: messenger RNA, 1638 nt
Organism: Aspergillus melleus
Lineage: Eukaryota; Fungi; Ascomycota; Eurotiomycetes; Eurotiales; Aspergillaceae
Product: fungal specific transcription factor domain-containing protein
Exons: 5
Coding region: 1-1638 (545 amino acids)
Biological process (GO): positive regulation of transcription by RNA polymerase II; DNA-templated transcription
Cellular component (GO): nucleus
Molecular function (GO): zinc ion binding; sequence-specific DNA binding
Source: RefSeq, a predicted model, not a curated record
AUGAUGGCCGAGAAACUUCACCUGCCGUCGCCCUACACGGUUCCCAACUCUCUGGACUGCGAUGUGUAUCCCCUACGGUGGAGGCCGGCUGCGUUCGACGACCCGCCGGACAUCACCGGCCUGCCGUCCAUUGACCACGCGCUGUAUCUCUUCAACACCGUGAAAUUUCAUCUGCACCAGAACUAUCGUUUCUUCGACGAGGAGACGUUUCUCGCCCACGUGCAUGAAUUUUACUUUGGAGCCGCUGCCCAGAAGGCCGCCGAUUGUCGUCUCUGGUUCGUCCAGUUUCUGCUGGUGCUGGCCUUUGGUAACGCUUUCCUGCAAUCGCGGGCGACGCAGGAUCCGCCGGGCUCGAAAUUCUUCGUGCGAGCUAUGUCAUUGAUUCCCGACCACGCAUCUCUCUGGAAGGAUAGUCUACUGGCGACUGAGGUCCUGGCGUUGGCCGGUCUGUACUUGUAUUGCAUUGACCACCGGGAAUCGGCACACGUCUACGUAGGCCAGGCCAUCCGAAUCGCUCAAAUGGAUGGUUUACAUACGGAGUUGCCGGAAGACGAACUGGGCGUGGAGACGGUGGCGCGGUGCCGUAACCUUUGGUGGACACUGUAUGUCAUGGACCGGCAUUUUUCUUCGUCAGUCGGGCUACCUAUGACCACGCAAGAUGACGAUAUCACCACCGUGAUUGACCCGCCAAGUACCUGCUCCCAGAGGGACGCCACCCUUAGUCUACAUGUGAAGCUAUCGCAUCUGCUGUCCUUUAUCCUCACUUCCAUAUACAAGAACGAAAAGACCGCUCUUGGCACUUUCCUGGAAAAGACGAGAUCCAUCCUGCAAACCAUGGCUGGACAUGCCCAGGAGAUCGAAAAUAUCAUUCAUCUCAGGUUUCAGAAUUCGGUCGAUACAAUGCCCAGAGGCACGCGCCAUAUCACUUUGCUGUAUCAUCAGUGCGUGAUUUUCGCCACGCGACCGUUGUUGCUAUCCGUGUUAAAGGAACGACUGGACAAGCUAGGGCACGAGGAAGAAAACUGGGAGAGUUUCCUAGCCCCGACAAAGACUCUGAUCUCGACCGGAAUCAAAUCCGCGGCGAAGACGCUGCAAAUACUGUCGGACGAAGACAGUCUUUUGGAGGUUUUCUUGCCUUUCCAGCUGGAGUUUACCUACGGGGCUGCCAUCCUAUUGCUGAUGGCCACGACCCUGUUUCCGCACGCCACGGAGGGCCAGAGUUACACCGCGGAGGCGCACGCUAUCCUAGAUGAGAUGAUCUAUAAAGGGAAUCGCCUCGCAGUGACACGCAAGACCGAGCUAACCCAUCUAGAAGGCCUGUUUGACGAGCUGGGUGCGCGCAUUGAACGGCGUGGUCUCCAGACGCUAACACUUGCAAGUCCCGACCAGGAUGUUGGCGACCUCACGCACGAGCCGGAGGAAGAUACGACGCUGACCGGCCCAGCCACCAUGACGCCGUCGAUGCUUGGGGAUCCCGGCUGUUCUCCCUCGGUGCUGCCGCCGAUUGCCAGCAACCUGGAAUUUUUGGAGAACAUCGGUAUCUCGUCCGAUGAGUUUCUCUCGAUCGUCAACCAGAUCGGGAACCCUGUCAGUCACAGUGUUCUGGACCCGGGUCAGUUGCGAAAGUCCGCAUUUUGA